AUGAAGCGCUUGGUCGGUCUGGACGGGCUGAGCGACCAUGAACAGGACCACAAGAUCCCCCGCCAGGCGAGCGAAGGCGAUGCGGUCAGGACCGCCGCUAACCCGAUCAGGCAUGGCGUUGGCACCCCCGAACAGCGAGCCAUCCCACCGCUCGAGGCCUUGGAUCUUGCUCUGACGCCAGCUUUCUCAUCCAACGACGAUUCUGCGAUUGACAACGAUCCUACCCUUAUCGACGCGUGCGCCGCCAUCAUCGAGGGCGCCGGCUCUUCCUCCUCUUCCAAGGCACCUUUUACGCGUGGGCACCGCCGUCGUUCCACCCACGUUACUCGCCGUGACCUUGAGAAGUUUCAAAAGGAGGUUCUUGGUGUCGAAAACCACGCCUCCUGGUACGACGAGGAUAACGGCACCUCGCGCCCCAUCAAUCCCUACGAUCCACAACUUGAAGACCUGAACCGUGCGUUCGCGCUUGCCAAUAUGUCCAUGAACAGCGGUACCGGAAUGGCUGGCGGCGGCAAUUCGGGCCCGGGCAUGUUUUCCGCCUAUGCGGACAAUUCCCCCUCCCCCAACUUGGGUGGCAUACCGCGUCAGUCUUUGACCUCAGGGAUUCCCCACUCUUCAUCCCAAGUCAAUGGCAGCGGUGCCCCCAGUGCUACUGGCAGUGCGAGUGGAUUAGGAGCCAUGAAUGGCAAUAUGUCUAUGAACGCAGGACAUCAGAUGGAUCUCCAUCAUCUUUAUGACAUGGUAUUGGAGCUGAGCGAAGUCUUGAAGAAUAACCGCGAGGUAACCAAGAGUAUCGUUUCGAGUGCCGAGGAGAUCAUGAAGCACGGCAACUCCGAGGAAGCGAGUUCGGCGAUGCGGCAAGUCAAUGGAGAAAUAUCCGCGGCCCGGAUAUCAGAACUUGAACGUGCCCUCGCGAAGGAGAAACGGCUGGUCGAAGAUCUCAAGCGCGAACAGCUGGAGAACACCAAACUGAUCAGCGAAUACGAAGCAAGUGUGGGAACUAUGGUUGAACAAAUCCGCAACUAUUGCCAGAACAACAACAUGCACUUUCUUUACCAAAAAAGCCACUACAACAAUCUCCUCCAGGCCGAACGGGAUGCUCAUUUAGAAAGCCGACUCGACCGGGAUUACUGGCACGCUCAAACUAUGAAAUGUGCCGAGAUGAUUCGUCAUGCACACCGGCUCCGAUCCGAGGAAGAGGAACCCCCUAUCCGCGUGAUUGCUGGGCUCCAGAACGAAGUGCGGGCAUACCGCAAUGCACUGGGGAUGGAGCCUGAGAAGCCAGAGGAAGAAUAUGGCUGGGAGAUCCUCCGGGAUGUCCCCACCAGCCUGGAAUGA
Molecule: messenger RNA, 1338 nt
Organism: Penicillium macrosclerotiorum
Lineage: Eukaryota; Fungi; Ascomycota; Eurotiomycetes; Eurotiales; Aspergillaceae
Exons: 3
Coding region: 1-1338 (445 amino acids)
Source: RefSeq, a predicted model, not a curated record